Molecule: messenger RNA, 672 nt
Organism: Vigna radiata var. radiata (mung bean)
Lineage: Eukaryota; Viridiplantae; Streptophyta; Magnoliopsida; Fabales; Fabaceae
Exons: 1
Coding region: 1-672 (223 amino acids)
Molecular function (GO): polysaccharide binding
Source: RefSeq, a predicted model, not a curated record
AUGGUGGUGGUUCUACUUCUACUCCCCAAAAUUCAUGGUGGCUGCUCUCCUUCUUCCUGUGGCAACAUCACCAACAUAACUUAUCCCUUUCGAUUACAAGGCGACCCAGAGAAUUGUGGUGACGAAAGGUACGAGCUUGGUUGUGAGAAUAAUGUUACUGUGUUGUAUCUGAACUCUACACAAUACCAUAUUCAAGCAAUCAACUACGACAACUACACCGUGAGAGUGGUUGAUCCUGCACUUCAACACCACAACUGCUCCUCCCUUCCUCUUCGUUCUCUCUCUCGCUCCAAUUUCUCUGAUACUUACACUUUCUCCACGGAUCCAUAUCAAGCCGGUCUAGAUCCGAAUCUUAAUAGGGAAUCUCUGAGUUUCGAGCAUAUAGUGUUUCUGAACUGUAACCAUUCAGCGAAAGAGAAUGAGAAGUAUGUGGAGAGUGGUGAGUGCGUGAAGUGGGACUCAAAGGGCUAUGCAUAUGCAGUGGGUGGAGACCUAAAAGCUGAGGACUUAGAAGUUGGGUGUGACGUGAAGCUUGUUGCUCCCACAUCGUUCAGGACUUUCAAUAACCAUUCAUACGAUGCCAUUCACAGGGCUCUCGCCUAUGGAUUUGAGAUCUCUUGGGUAAACCUCACCUGUCAGAAUCAUUGUACUGAAGAUUCUGUUCGUGAAUGA